This is a messenger RNA of Venturia canescens, 1969 nucleotides long. RefSeq names its product PSME3-interacting protein. The transcript has 5 exons. Bases 333 to 1148 code for a protein of 271 amino acids. NCBI's taxonomy places the organism in Eukaryota, Metazoa, Arthropoda, Insecta, Hymenoptera, Ichneumonidae. The record is from RefSeq and is a predicted model, not a curated record. Gene Ontology annotation, cellular component: nucleus.
ACCAAGCGGUAAUUAUUUCCGUUUAAUGUCGUGGUUCGUCCGGUUAUUCUUAAUUCUCAACAACUGCCUAACCAAAGUGUCAAACGAUACCAAAUACAUAAAAUACAAGUAGAAACUAAAAAUGCCAAUUUGAUUCGUCAGCAUAAAUAAAACAUUUCAAUAAAUUAAUCAUUUCGGUACAAACCCAAUCAUUUUUUGUUGUAUCAAAUUUUUAAGUCGCGAAUGUAAUUUGUGCCACUGUGCACUGUGAAAUAUUUUCGUCAUUUUAAAAACAAUCAAUUCGCCAGCUAUACGCAAAAGUUGAGAAAGAUCAUUUAUUUCGUUCCUGAGAAAUGAGCUCGGGUUUUAUUUCCGAGGCUGAAAUAGCCGAACAGCGAAGAAUACGUCAAGAGGAAUGGGAUCGUGUCAGGACAGCUGAUCAGCCACAAGAGGCCCCAGAGGAAAAGUACGAUCCGAGAUCCCUUUUUGACAGACUUCAAGAACAAAAAAAUAAGCGGGAUAUGGAAUAUGAGGAAGCGCACAAAUUGAAAAACAUGAUAAAAGGCCUUGAUGAUGAUGAAGUGGAAUUUCUUGACCUUGUGGACCGAACUAAGCUGGAAGAAGAACGCAAAAAAAAUAUGGAGGAGGAAAAAGAGAUGAGAGACUUCAAAGCAGCGGUUGCAUCUCUGCAAGAGAAAUCCAUGGAUGAAAAGUUGAAGCAAGAACUGAAAAAGCCUCAAAAUAUCGUUAAAAAUCCUUCAGGAACAAGUGGGAAAAAUUCUCAGCUGCGAUUAUUGGCAGGGGUGAUAGUGAAAAAAUCAGGCCAAGAAGCGAGAGGAACCAAGAGAAAAAUAUCAGAAACUGAAGAGAGCAAAGAUGGUGAUAAAAUGGAAAAACUUGAAUCGUUAUCAAGAAAAGAAACAAGGAUAGCAAGUGCAGAGAAAAGUACUAGCGAGGAAAAAACUGUCAAUAUGAUAGAGAAAGCAGAAAUUUCGCCAGGGCUGAAGUGCAUUGGAAUACUACCAGGGCUUGGAUCCUAUUACGAUGACUCUAGCGAUAGUGAUUGCAGUAGUUCGGACUUAGAACACGAACAAGAAUCUAGCUCUACAAAGUAUGAUCUUUUAGGCAGAAAAAUUGAAAUACAGAUCGUAAAUAAGAACAAGAGUUAAGGUAGUUCUGUACUUGAAAUCUUAAGAACUGGGUGAAAUUUAAAUAUGGUGUAAUAAUAUAGCCUUCAUGAACUGACUAUCAAAAUUUCAAAUCGAUUCACCAUUUCAUUUUCGAGAUAUUCGCGAUUAAAAACGGGUCAUUUUGUACGCGAUGCCUAUAAAAAUACCUAACACGUUACUGGAUAGCAUUUUGUUUACAUUUUUUAUUACCAACGAAAAACGGAUCUUACGACUUUAAAAUAAAACCAGUCGCGUGUAUUCAGUACCAUUGUGGGAUUAAUAUUUUUAAAAAAUGGGAAUUUUUUACCAUCUAUUUUGGGGGGUGUCGACUGAUGAACUGUGUUAGUUUUACGUGACGCAGAACGGACGCAUGACCAGCUGAGACGUGAUUGUGUAGGACAGGCAGAGUGUACAAGCUUUGACAAAACCGUGUAGCCGGGCAACACCGUAUAAGCAUUGAAUUUCAUUGUACGCCGCGACCCAAACUUUUAGCUCGUACGUGUACAUACAGAACUACCUUAAGCCAUAAACUGAACAGACAAAAAUGCAAUCAAUAAAAGCAAAAAAGAAUUACUGAUUGCUGAUGAAGAAUUGCUGAUGGAUGUAGCAUGAAUAUCAUUUUGAACAUUCGUUGAACGUGAAUUAUCGAAUCACGUAAGAGUACCUACAAUUUAGAUAUAUAUGAACAUAACUAAAAAACAAAAUAUACACGAAUAAAUUUAAUUGUAACGAAACUGUAAGGAUCAUUCUCAAUAUUCCAAGUUUUAUACAAACGAGGCUACUUACAUUUAUCGAGCAAUAGAAUUUUUUUGUGAACAAAA